GGUCUUGGACAUAUCUCCCUGAAUGAUUUUGCUUAAAAUAUAAAAAGCUUAAUUGGUUUGGCGCCUUUUGGAUUACCCCCUCCAUUUUGUUCCAAAAACCCUGGCUACUCGUUUAGAUUUUUGGUAAUUGUUCAGUCAAAUUUUCUGAGAACGAAUCAAAAGGGAUCAUCGUGUUGGUAUGUAUUCUUCAAUGAAACCCUGAAGACAAUUAGAUUCAAUUUUUGCUAAUAAUGAAACCCUAAAAACAAUUUUUCUCUUUUUCUUUAUCUUCUCUUUUUCACCUGCCGCUAUGAGAUCAAGACGUCAAGCUAUUCUCAGUGCGGCUAGUAGCGGUGAACUUGACCGGCUCAAGAAAUUACUUGCAAAGUAUGAUGGCGGAAGAGGAUUAGCAAACACAGUGAGGAAUAUCAAAGAUGAUAAUGGAGUAGGAAUUAUUCACUUUGCUGCCAUAAAAGGGCACUUAAAUGUUCUCAAAUACUUGAUUGAGGAAUUGGGACUUGAUUUCAAUAUGAAAGAUGAAAAAGGUAAAUCUCCAUUCUUACAUGCAACAACGAGUGGGAAUCUUAACACUUUUGAAUGUCUACUUGAAAAGGGUGUUGAUCCUGAGUCAUCCACCAGCAGAGGCUAUAGCCCUUUGCACUGUGCUGCUGAAAAAGGAUACACAGAGAUUCUUACCAGAUUACUCUCAAGAGGUAUUAAUGUAAAUGGUUCAAGUGAAAUUGGCACACCCCUUGAUUUGGCUGCUAAUUUGGGCCAAUUCGAGGCAAUGCGGAUUUUGUUAGAUCACAAUGCAAAUUGCGUCGAGCUUUUACUUCAGGCUGGUGCUGACCCAAACUGUGGAUCAGAUGGAAUUAAUCCUUUGACAGCUGCAGCAAUUGUUACUUCUCGUAUUACGGAAUAUGCCGACUGGAGUGUUGGUGGAGUAAUUAGACAUGUGCAUUCUGAUCAAGCUAAGGAACAGAGAAAAUUGAAAGCUAAGGAGAGGUUUCACGAGGCAAAGUUAUGCGGCGCAGAUGCGUUUAAGAAACAGGACUAUUUUCAGGCAAUGAUUUGCUACUCACAGGCAAACGAAAUUGGUCCGCAUGACGCAACUGUACUUUCUAACCGAAGUAUGUGCUGGGCCCGCAUGAAAGAUGGCAAGCCGGCUUUAGACGAUGCCAUUGCAUGCAUAUCUCUAAGGCCAGAUUGGCCCAAGGGAUACUACAGGGCAGGUGUAGCAUACAACUUACUAAAAAGGUACAGUGAUGCACAGAAAGCCUUCCUCGAGGGUUUGAAGUUGAGUCCUAACUGUCAAGAGCUUAAAGAUGCACUCAGGGAAGCUGUUCAAGCUCAGUUGAAAACUCUAUGAAAUGAACAAUAUCUUGUCUGGAAGGAGAUGGAUGGCUAUGACACUUUUUUGACAACUUUCUGAAUGAAAUUAACUUCACUACACGUGUACAGCCCUUUUCUUAGGUUACCAUCAUCAUUUUGAAAACACAAAGCCCUACCUCUUUCCAUACUUUUCCACUUGGAACCUCGAGACUAAUUCAUACAUUUUGCGCCAGGGUAUCAGUUGGAUGGCGGAAAUCUUAAUGUCUAACUUCAAGAUGCAAGACGUUAUCUAUAAACAAGUCAUGUCAAAUAUAUCCCACUAUGGUGUACAGUCACCUCAAUUAAUAUCUGACUCUUUUUUUUUCCUGAUAGCAUGAAAUUUAUGGUGGCGUCGUUAGGGGUUACCAUGGAAGAAUUAGGGGCGACACAAAAAGACAAAGAAGAUCACCCAAGCGUAAAUUAAGCUACCCCUAAUCUCCGAUUUUUCGAAAUGGUAAUUUUACAUUCCAUAAUUGGUAGAUAAAACUACAAUCGGUGGUUUAAUUUGGUAUACCUCGUGUUUUUUUCUACGAACUCUUUAAUCGGUAGCUAUUGUUAGAAUCGGUUGUGUCGGUGUUCAAAAUUGAUAGAUUACUCAGCAAUCGGUAGUUACGGUGAUGAAAAUCGGCAGAUAAUGUGUAUAAAGUUGGUUUUGGGAAACUUUUUCCCAUUAUUUGGUUUAAAUUUUUGGUGGGAGAGAGAAGAAGAGAAAGAAGAAGAAGUGUGAGUUUAUCAUUUUCUUAAAAUCAACAAGAAACAUGGAUGGGUACGAAGAAGGUGAAGAACAUAAUAUUGAAGCUUCACUACCGUUUAGAGAAGGCGAUUUGGGGUUUUUGUUGAAUGAUCCAAACUUUUGUGGAGAGGAAACCCUAGACGACGCUUUCAUGGAAGCACAGAAUCAACUGAGAUCGAAGCUAACGAUGCAUCUAACACACGGGUAUUGUGUUAAGAAACUCAUAACCCACUUUGUAUGCGUUUUUAUGUGUUUUUGACAAUGACCAAAUCUUCAGUUGCGUCAAACAUUGCCAUGCUUGUAAGUUGAGAUGUAGAAUGAAUUCACAAGAAUAGACGAUGGAAAAUCUAUUUGUAGAAUACACGACACUAUAUAUGUGUUGUUUGGUGCAUAAACAAGAAGAGUUUACCCUCCUUAUAUAGAUGAGAAUCCCAACGUCUUUGUUUUCUCGAAAAUAUGGUCGUUGAUGUGUACUUUUACAAGAGCGUACUACAACACUUACGUACAAUGAUUACAUAUAAUCGGUAGAUAAAUAUUGAACACGUCCUACCGAUUAUACUUAAUCGGAAGCUAUGUAGCGUUAUGUAUUACCAAUUAUUUGCAG
Molecule: messenger RNA, 2687 nt
Organism: Papaver somniferum (opium poppy)
Lineage: Eukaryota; Viridiplantae; Streptophyta; Magnoliopsida; Ranunculales; Papaveraceae
Product: ankyrin-3-like
Exons: 11
Coding region: 290-1348 (352 amino acids)
Molecular function (GO): protein binding
Source: RefSeq, a predicted model, not a curated record